AUGCCUAGUGAGUGGUAUGGCACUGUUGUGGAUUACCAUGGACGAGCUUCUGAGUGCCCCGGACAGAAGACUGGUUAUAUUAAGUUUGAAAAAGAAACCUCUCAAUGUGAUCUUCCUUCAGUGCCAUGUCAUGGACGCGGUGAACUAAGUCUUCUGUCGGACACCCCGAGCAGUUCAAUGACGGUGAGAGGCAAUACUGCUCUUCCGCCAGCCGCAGGAUCUCUUCGAUCCUUUGUCCAAUUCGAUGCAAUGCCCCUGUUACGUGUUUUCAUGUGGGGCACGGCCGCCGAAAAAGUGCAACCGCGGAGCCCGGUUCGCCCAAACCAUAUGAAGAGAUCUCGCUUUGCUAAAGUGAGCAUAUUCGAGGAUGGAUUGGACACCUGCAGUGGUUCUACUGGUGGCGUUGGUGCUCACGAUCAGUUUACGGGCCGAAUCUUGUACAACCUAUUCUUUCAUCCUCUAGCAAAAUAUCCUGGUCCACUGCUGCAUCGGGCCAGCGUGUUGCCCAGCUUGUAUUAUGUUUGGAGAGGCGACCGACAUCUCGUCAUCUCGAGUCUGCAUGAGAAGUACGGGGAUGUCGUACGGACCGAGCCCAAUUUUCUCUCGUUCAAUUGCGUGAAGGCAAUUCCAGAGAUAUACGGUCCUCAUGCAAAGUUCGGCAAGGGGACAUUCUACUCGCGUGGGCCUCCGGAGAAACAAAAAGUGCAGAAUGUUGCGAGCACAGUUGACAAAGUCGUCCACGGUCGAAAGCGCCGCAUCAUUUCUCCCGCGUUGAGCGAUUCUGCUCUUCGUUCUUACGAACCGUUGAUCAUCAGCCAGAUCGAGCUCUUUUGUAGCCAAAUCGCGGACCCAAACAGUUUCGAUGGACCAUACAAGAACAUGUCGAGAUGGUUUACUUAUCUGACUUACGACAUCAUGGGGCACCUCACAUUUGGGAAAGGGUACAACAUGCUGACCAGUGAUGAACAUCAUUUCAUUCAUUCGUUGAUAGAUUAUUUCCAGCGCCAGAAUGCCCUGCUCGGCACCGCGCCGCUGAUUGAGAAAUUAGGUCUUGCACCAUUACUAUUCCUCAAAGUGAUGCGAGGUGAAGCCAAAUUUCGUCAGUACGUCGCAUCUCAAGCACAGCAUCGAAUUGAUCUUGAAGAAAGUGGCAAAUCUGGUCAUGACAUCUUCAAACUACUGCUACAACACGUUGACAGGAAGACGAAUGAGAAGAUGACCUUCAAGGAGUUGGCAGACGAGGCCGUUGUGCUCAUCAUCGCAGCCAGCGAUACUUCGUCCACUGUCAUGUCUGGGCUGGCGCACUAUCUUGCCCGAUAUCCCGACUGUUUCGCGAAGUUAAAAUCAGAAAUACGAACGACAUUUUCCCAAGUCGAUGACAUCCGCCACGGUCCGCUGUUGGCGUCUUGUUCGUAUUUGAAGGCCUGCGUUGAGGAGGCACUGCGUAUGUCUCCAGGAGUGCCAGGCUAUCUUCCCCGUCAAAACGCCGAGCCAGCUGUGGUGGACGGACGAGUGGUGCCGGCGGGGGCACAAGUCGGUAUACCGAUGUGGUCAAUGCAUCGACGGGAGGACAUCUUUCCGGAGCCUUGCGUUUUCCGACCAGAACGGUGGCUGGGCUUGACUGAGGAGCAAUCUGAGAAGCAGCGUGCAGCCUUCAUGCCCUUCAGUAUCGGGCCCAGAGGCUGCGUGGGAAAGGGCAUGGCUUAUUUUACCAUUUAUCUCACCAUUGCGCGACUAGUAUUCUUAUACGACAUCGAGAGCCGGGAGCCAGUGGCCGACGAAUUUCACGUCAAGGAUCACUUUGCAGCUGGCGGAAAACAGGGGCCAUUUCUGAAGUUUGCUGACCGGCGAAAAGAAUAG
Messenger RNA from Rhinocladiella mackenziei CBS 650.93, 1860 nucleotides. RefSeq lists its product as uncharacterized. The coding region runs from base 1 to 1860 and encodes 619 amino acids. Gene Ontology annotation, molecular function: heme binding; iron ion binding; oxidoreductase activity, acting on paired donors, with incorporation or reduction of molecular oxygen. The transcript is spliced from 8 exons. The record is from RefSeq and is a predicted model, not a curated record. Lineage: Eukaryota; Fungi; Ascomycota; Eurotiomycetes; Chaetothyriales; Herpotrichiellaceae.